Nematostella vectensis (starlet sea anemone) is the source of this 5126-nucleotide messenger RNA. RefSeq names its product fibronectin type 3 and ankyrin repeat domains protein 1-like. Bases 669 to 1769 code for a protein of 366 amino acids. The transcript has 3 exons. The record is from RefSeq and is a predicted model, not a curated record. NCBI's taxonomy places the organism in Eukaryota, Metazoa, Cnidaria, Anthozoa, Actiniaria, Edwardsiidae. Gene Ontology annotation, cellular component: nucleus. Gene Ontology annotation, molecular function: protein binding. Gene Ontology annotation, biological process: regulation of apoptotic process.
CGCAUAAUGUUUGAGAUAUUUUUAAUCACUCAGAAAUAAACUCUUAUACUUCAUUUACAAAAUUCAAUCGAACUUUAAAAAUAGCUUCCCUAUACCAGCCGAUGGAAAUGGAUGCUAAAUUCACUUUUGCAGGGAUGACAAAUGGAGGUUGACAGACACUCAGACUUUAGAGAUUACCACGCACUGUCACUUUACCCGGCAUGCAUCGCUUGCCUUAUUUGCAGAGUAUUUGAAGUUUCCAGCAAGAGCUAUUUUAUUUACGAAGAGAUCGUUCAUAAUAAAUGGACACAAGCGCGCAUGUACAAAAAUUCAAUUUGCUAAAGUUUUAAUAAAAACCAUUAACCCAGAGUUUGAAAAUAACCCUAUUUAUAAAACUUAAACUCGCACUGCGUGACAUUUGCAAGUAAUGUUAUGAGUGCUUUCAAAAACAAAUCUUAAGUCAGUGUGAAAACAAAGGGAAGUUCAUCAUCUUUUUUGACAUGCUUCGCUGACACGCAGCAACAGUCGUCGAGGAAAGCUAACAACAGCUAAUGCUACACUAGGAAACGAAAGCCGAGAGAGACACCAUCGAAGACCCCGGGGAGGAGCUUACGUAGAUCGUGUUCCAAGUUGUAGAACGGAAAUCAAACAAUCCCCAAGGAAUUAUUGACAAAUCAGUACAGAGCGCUAUGGCUAUGUUUCCUUCCAUCACGAUAGGCAAGGUUACUUAUAACAGCAUCGAGGUUUCCUGGGAAAAUGACAAGAAGACUUUACAUCACAUUCAAAUUAGCAAAGCACGCUCAAGCAGUCCUAGCCCGGGCGCCCCGGCGUUGGACCCUCUGACAAACUACCAAGGAUAUGGAAAUAGUCACGUAUUUAAGAGUUUGGAGCCGAAUACCGAAUACCUCUGUCGCUCACGCUUCGUUGAUGGCAGUCAGCAAACUCUUGGUCAUGGCGCGGCGAGAUGGAGCCAACCGAACCAUGUCUUCACUGCAAAAGAGCCACCGUCGGGAGCUGAAUUGCAUAAAGCUGUAGCAAGACAAGACUUGGACCAAGUUAGAAAGAUUUUAUCCGAGAAUAACUCGGUAGUCGAGGUGAUGGACAAGUUUGGGCUGACACCUCUCAUGGUUGCUGCUCAGAAAGGGUACAUCGAUGUCAUGGAGACGUUGCUAGAGUUUGGCGCGGACCCGAAUUACUUCAACUCGUCCGGUAAGACAUGUAUGAUGAUCUCCUGCUACUCCGGACAAGAAGAGCCGGCCAAACUACUCCGGGAACGAGGCGUGGAGUGGGGAUCCCGUGACAAGAACGGGCUCACCUCCGUGCACUGGGCAGCGGACGGUGGCCAUGACGACCUGUUGCUAUGGAUGCUAAAAGACGGUGCACAAGUCGACCUGGAGGAUACGUAUAAUGGUUGGACACCGCUGAUGCGAGUAGCUUGCCUGAGCGGGAACGAUGAAGUGGCGGAAGUGCUUAUUGCCAAAGGCGCCGAUGUCAACAGAACAGACAAAUCCGGAAAGACCGUGCUUAUGGCGGCCUCCAUGAACGGCCACUUUAACUUAGUUCGCCUGCUUGUCGAGAAGGGAGCAGAUAUCAUGGCUCAGAACAAGGAGGGGAAGACGGCGUUAGAGUUCGCACGGUCCUUCGAGCGACACCGCAUCAUCAAAUACUUGGAAUACCAGUACCAGAAAGAGGAAAAGCAGCGAAAGGCGGAGUUAUUAGAGCAGAGAUCUCGACAGAUAAGGGAAGAGAGUCGACAGAAUAUGGAGAGUUUAGCAGCCAAGGCAUGCUGACAGACGGACAGACAGUCGGAUGAGGAGAGACAGAUGGAUAGACGGACAGACAGAAAGACGGACGGACGGAAAGACGAAGAGACAGACGGACAGACUGACAGAAAGGCAGACAUUUGGAUAAACAGACGGACGGACAAAGAGAGAACUGACAGAAAGGCAGACAUAUGGACAGACAGACGAACGGACGAAGAGACAGACGGAAAGACAGACAGACGAAAAGACAGACAGACAGUAAGACAGACAGACGGACGAAAGUAGUCUGAGGCCCAUUUUAUGAUUUGCCAAAUCAUCCCAACUUAGCGUAUGGGUUCCAUACUACAAGCAUAUUCUACUGAAAGAGAAGUGACAAAGCUAUGUUCUCAGAAAGUAAUCAUCAUAUCAUCUGUCAUAUAGUUUCUAACAUAGUAAUCGUUAGACAAAGAAAGUGCAAAAAGAUCGCCUAUGCAAAUAAAUAAUACAAUACUCGUGAUUAUUUGCCGAAAUAACGCAAAGGUGCCUUCCCCUCAAAAUUUGAGGAUUAUUGGCUGGGGUCAGAAGACAAAUUUAGUUAACAGGUAGUGGAGUUAAGACUGGAUACAUUCUGUUUGGAAUAGCUAGACGUUGAUCAUUAAACAAAGAGGUAGGUAGAUUGUUCCAUUUGGUCAUUCUUCUUUGAAAAAAAGUGUUGUGCUCUGAUGCUGAUGAGUUUUUUUUCCUGUCGAAUCCGUUGUAUCGCGACGCCGCAUUUUCAAAGCAUCGAUUUGUUUUUUUUCUUUUGGGAUUUUCUGUUCCGCCAGUCAAAUUAUUCUAAGGCAAUCAGAUUUUUGCCUAGUGCCUCUCGCCUAGUGCAGUUGCCUGGCUUUCUGUCGCGACACUGUCUGGUUUUCGUCCAGAGGAUAGCCAGGGAAGUGCACAAAGCGAGACUCUGAUUGGCUCAGAAUGGUUUUACUGACGGAACAGAAAACCAAAACAAAUCGUGCUUUGAAAACGCGGGUCGCGAUACAACGGAUUCGACAGUAAAAAAGUAAACGAUUCAAGAUGGGUAUGGCGGGUCUUUUUGUUAACGGGAUGCAUACUUACAUGGCUUUCCCUAGCUUUUGCCUGGAUGAUUACUAAUCAAACAACUAUCAAAGGUAUAUGUGAAUUCUGUAAAGACUUCUGAUUUCUGAUGUAUCACAAAUAAUUUUAUUCCAUUCUUUAAUUGUAAAAAAGAAAAAAAACUAAUUUAAAAAAACACUAAGGCUUAGUUCAAACGUUUUAUUAUCCAUGAGCCGUGUUCAAUGGAAAUGCAUGGAAACGAAGAUAAAACAAUCGACUUGAUUUAUUUGCAUGCAUUUGCAUUGAAUACGGCUCAUGGAUAAUACGACAUUUGAGCUUAGCCAAAGGACGAGAAAAAAGAAAAUACAAAAACCUCUCAAACUGAUAAAACAAACAGGUUCAGAAGCAAUAUCGAGAAUAGAUCAUUCUGACAGAGUGUAUCUUUAUAUAAAGAGAUAUGUCGAGUAUAUCAGCUGGGCUUGCGGUGCAUGCGGUAGCCCUGUGGUAUUCAAUGGUUUUCUCUCUCGCGCGCGCGCGUGACCAACACUCCAACAUAACCCUGGGGGGCGCCAUCGAAAAAAAAUGAUCGAAAUCUAGAAUAAAUCUAACCUCAACAUGCCAUCUGCCCGUAAAAAUUAUAAAAAUGACACGUUUCCUUCAUGGCUAAGUAAGCCCUAUCUUUAUUAAGUACUGGAGUCUAUAAAACAUGUCUGUUCAAGACAUUAGGUACUUUUAAUCCGUCUGUCUCGUUGGAGUGCAUUAACAUGAAAAGAUCCCAAGGACUAAAUGCGACCAGAUAAAUUAAGAGAAUGGGGCUUUCCAUUCUAUCAGCCUGGUGUAGCAACACUUUUACUUUGGUUAUUUGUGAUAUUCCGUGUUGUAUAAAUAUUUGAGGAUACAUUUGGGAUAAACAUAUCUUUUUGUGGGUAAUAAUUAAAACUUUAUGAAUUGUAUGAACUUAUGUUUUAUGGAUUUUAACAAGUUAUAUAUCUCAACCAUUUUUCCGAACAACCAAAACACACAAAAAAAUGAAAUUAUAUGAGCCUUGUCUAAUAUCAAACUCUAAGUAAAUCGUGUGCAGAACUAAUGGAAAUUCACACUUUUCACUUUGCUUGACUUAUUCUGAGCUUAUGCUAUUUUGUCUACAAAAAUAGUUAACUAGUCCGGGAAACAGAAUUUGGGAUAAAGUGAUCAUUAAAUAUUUAACAGCUACAUCAAAAAAACUAGAAAGGUGGAAAGAGUCAUGUCUUAAAACCCCCAACUAUCUGAUAUCACAUGAAUUAUCUCAUAUGACUGAACACCAACACUUCGAGAAAAGCUAUUUUUUUGCAUAUAAAUUAGAAAUGAUUGUCGGUUUAAAUGCCAGCCCCCGUAAGAUAUUACAAUAAAUUACAAGUAGGAGAUUAAAAGUGCAUAAAAAUAAACUAUUGCAUUGAAAACUAUCCAAUCAGGUGAGACCCUCGCGCGGCAAGUUCUGUUCACUUCAUAAUAAAAAUAGAGCGUGUCGAAAAACCACGAAAACAACGAGUAUUGAAAGAAAAAGGCGUAGAUAAACAGGGAAAAUGCCCGCAAGAUUUGCAGGUCGUAGAGCCUCGGCCCGAGCUCGCAUGCAAAACGAGAAAAAUAAAAGAGAAGAGGAAGCCAAGAAAAGCGAACAAAAAGCGAAAACAUCGCCGAGAAAGAGCAAGUCCUUAAGGGAACCGCGACCGCGCAGGGAUGAAACGAGAAAUCAACCCGAAAGCUGUUCAUUCGACUAUGACCAGGCGUUGAGGAAGCUCGCAAAGGCUUCGGAAAUCCUUGAAAGGUCAACAACAAUGGAAAGAGAUGUGAGUGAUAAUUUGGAAAAGAUACAGGAGAAACUGGGGCCAGAAGAGCACGACGAAAAACAGCAAAAGAAAGACGAGAGGGAAGACACUCUAGAGAAACGAAACACUUACAAAAGUGAAUCACAAGCGUAGAUUAUUUUUAAGUUGGACAUUUGCGUUAUUCUAAAAUGUUGUUAUUUUAUCUUUAUGUCGUGGGGUUUCUCCAAGUUAAGUUCAGGGCUUAACGCCGUCAAAAUAUCCGGCAAUAAGCAUUUUAUUUUCGUUUUAUUCAAGACGUAGUGUUACAGAUAAAAAUCAUGGAUAAUAAUGCAAGCAAAUUAUCGCCAAGAUCCACGUUAAUAAGUUUUUCAUCAGGUUUGUCUGCAAAAGGCAGGCAAAACAUGCCAUCGAGCAUGGGAAAUGAUAGAAUGUAUAAGGUAAAAUACUACACACUGCCCUGACGGUCACAAAUUACAUUAAAUUAAAGGGUACCAAUUUUACAUUAUUAUAAGAUAAAAAUACGAGUAGAAAAUUG